Momordica charantia (bitter melon) is the source of this 691-nucleotide messenger RNA. RefSeq names its product cytochrome c oxidase copper chaperone 1. NCBI's taxonomy places the organism in Eukaryota, Viridiplantae, Streptophyta, Magnoliopsida, Cucurbitales, Cucurbitaceae. Gene Ontology annotation, cellular component: mitochondrial intermembrane space. The record is from RefSeq and is a predicted model, not a curated record. Gene Ontology annotation, molecular function: copper chaperone activity; copper ion binding.
UCUCUGCUUUUUGCUCUUCGUACCCACUUCUUCUUCCCUUCGUAUUGAGAAUUUUCGCCUUCUCUAAGAGUUUUUCAUUUUUAAGGAGUAAUAUUGAUUCUCACUUACAUGUUCUUACUCAUGAAAUUCGGUUUGUAUCGAAUAUCGUGAUUCUAUUUUCUUCUGGUACAGUUGGGGUGUUUUUGAAUUGUGGAAAGGAUUUUGUUCCCUUGUUCUCAAGACUGCGUUCCCCUGAGAAAUUGUGACAUGGGUGGGCUACCAGUUGGAAACGGUUCAUCUGCCCUAGCUUUGCCGGAGUCCAAACUUGACCAAGGGUCAGCAGUGGUCAAGUCUACCACAGAUGGGAAACCAAAAAAGAGGAUUUGUUGUGCCUGUCCUGAGACUAAGAAGCUAAGAGAUGAGUGCAUUGUGGAGCAUGGGGAAGAAGCCUGUGGAAAAUGGAUUGAGGCUCAUCGUAAGUGUCUUCGUGCGGAGGGAUUCAAUGUCUGAACUUGAUAAAGCUAAUAGAGUGAUUUCAUUUUCUGCUAGUGUACAAUUUAAUUACUUGAGGGAUAGAGAUGACAGAGAAAAUUGAGAAAUAAAGUGAGGGAGCAGGUAUAGCCAAAGCUGCAGUGCAAUACAUACAAUUUUGCUGUGUAUUUUUGUAGGCUCAUGGCCUUUGAGUAUUAACUUCCUUCUGUUCUUAUUGUUU